AUGAGGCUGUGGAAUACGUGCGCUUGGAGCCAGGACUGGCCAAAAUGCGACAGCGGCAGCUGUAAAGACGGCUGGACUGAGCUCUUCAGUUCUCACUCGGGCAGUGGCGGAUCGGACUGCAGCGGGAAGCAGAAGCGCAAGUACUGCUGCGAUAAUCAGCGGGAUUUCCAGUGGGGCAACUGCGAGUGGUACGAGCACGCCGGUGAAUUCCCCGGAUCUCUUCCCGAUGGCCAGUGCCUCGGAGGCUGCCCCAACAACAAGUACGCUGUCAGUCUCGAGACAAAGGGCGGGGGAUGCAGCAGCGGUGCUCGUGCUAUGUGCUGCGAGAACGGCUACCAAACCAGAGAAAAGCGCAUGAAUAGCAAUGACCAGGAGUUUGAUUACAUGCUGAGCCAGUUUCUGCCUGACGCCAAGUGCUCGAGCGACGCCGACAGCAAGCUCGGCCGCGCGCAGACGAUCAUCAUCAAGAGCCUCCAGAGGAUCAUGUACAGCUCCACGACUGCUGCCACGCGCAAGGUCUGGGAUUCGCGCGUGACGCUCCAGUUCAAGCACCUCACGGCAGCCAACCUCGCCGUGUUUGCGCAAAAGGACGGUUCCGCCAUCAGCGUCGGCCUGGACGUGUUCCCAGGCCGCCUGCUCUGCGCCAUGACCUUUUAUAACUCCCGCCUGGGCGGCGAGGUCGACGAGACGUGCGAGUGCGGGCGGAAGCCGUGCUGCUCCAACAACAUCUGCCCCCGUGACGACGACGAGGGGCUGGCCGGCCGCGGCGUGUACAGCCUGCUGGUGGGCCGCAACGCAUCGGAAGUUGAUGACGAGUAUGCGUUCCUGAUGGGCUUGUACGACGACGAUGAUGAUGAUCACUACUCGGAUAUAUCUUCGCGCGACGUAAUAUCUUAUGAUUGGAAAGUCUUUUCGCCAUGGGUUGGCGACUACGUGAGCGGUGCAUACAAGAACAUAGAUUUUCCUUCAUCUGGCGAAGGGAAAUCUGGCGACUCAGUUUUCAGCCGCGCGAUCGACUUCAUCAGCCAGGCGUGUAAGGAUUUCGGCACAAUCACGGUGAACAUAAUUACCAAUACGGGAUUUGACAGCGAGCACAUUGUGGAACGCCAGUCCGUUCGCAGCUUGAUCGAGUCGACCUUGACUGGAGAGCUCGCGUCAGGCGCCGAUUCCGACUUUGCACCGCUGGAUCCGGUCUUCUGGACGACAAUCAUGCAAGAACAGGUUACGGAUCGUCCGACCGUUUUCAAGAUGAAGACGAAAGUCAGCACUCGCAUGGAUCAUCUCAUGAAUGGUCUCGGGAGCUACACCAACACCGACGUCUUUGCUCUUGCGGCGUCAGGUCUCAACAAUAUGAAAAGCAAAUUGUGGAAGGAAGACGUCAAGAAUCUUGUCGCACCAGGCACCAUGAAAAAGCUCCGUCAAGACACGAGGGACCGAGCAAGCGCCUCAAGGUACAUCAAAAACAUUCGCAAGGUGACUGCCAGCCUUCAGUACCUGAACAAUCCAACGGUCGUCAAGCUGCUCUUAAUCAUCAUCCAGGACAUCAAGAAGGAGCUCAGCCUGGCCGAGGCAGUCUACUAUGCCGCCAACAACAUCCACCUGAACAUGGAAGGCCGCUUUGACGAGUGGUUCAUCGAUUUCCUCGGCGUGCUCGCGGACAAGGUCGUCAAGUUUGUCGCAACAGAGGCCGUCGAGGGCACGAAAGUCUGGGCACCGCUGACGGGGCCAGAUUCGGCGUGGGUGUUGGAGCUCCUCAAUCUUGCAGAAAAAUCUGCCAAAGACUUCCAGCUCGACAAGGCUCUCAAGGCUGCUCUGCGAAAGUCGUGA
Messenger RNA from Akanthomyces muscarius, 1827 nucleotides. RefSeq lists its product as uncharacterized. The record is from RefSeq and is a predicted model, not a curated record. The coding region runs from base 1 to 1827 and encodes 608 amino acids. The transcript has 5 exons. NCBI's taxonomy places the organism in Eukaryota, Fungi, Ascomycota, Sordariomycetes, Hypocreales, Cordycipitaceae.